This is a messenger RNA of Cercocebus atys (sooty mangabey), 1452 nucleotides long. It is a transcript of the gene SHOX, whose product is annotated as short stature homeobox. The transcript is spliced from 5 exons. Gene Ontology annotation, cellular component: nucleus. NCBI's taxonomy places the organism in Eukaryota, Metazoa, Chordata, Mammalia, Primates, Cercopithecidae. The coding region runs from base 559 to 1452 and encodes 297 amino acids. The record is from RefSeq and is a predicted model, not a curated record. Gene Ontology annotation, biological process: regulation of transcription by RNA polymerase II. Gene Ontology annotation, molecular function: DNA-binding transcription factor activity, RNA polymerase II-specific; sequence-specific double-stranded DNA binding.
UGUGAGGGACUCUCCUCUCUCCAGUCGUCAACUCCACGUCUCUGUGUGUCUCUCUCUGUGGAGGGAAAAGCUGGAGUUUGCUUUUCUUGCAGCCACGGAAAGCACGCGGGGUAACCUGUGUGUGUGUGUGUGUGGGGAGGGGGACUCGGGCGCCUCUGCGCCCCCCUCCUGCGCGCGCGCGCGGUCUCCCUUCCCAAAGUGGGAUCUUUGCCUCUUCGCACCAAGGUGUACGGACGCCAAACAGUGAUGAAAUGAGAAGAAAAGCCAAUUGCGGGCGUUGCGGGGGGGUGGGGUGGGGUGGGGGAGAGACAGCGUCUCUGCGUGUGCGUCCUCCGCGGAGCCCGGAGACCCGUAAUUGCACCAGACAGGCAGCGCACGGCGAGGGGGGGGGGCGCUGGGCGAGGUCGACGCGUAUAAAUAGUGAGAUUUCCAAUGGAAAGGCGUAAAUAACCGCGGUGGUGAGAUCCACCCGCGCGCACCGGGCCGUCCUCUCCGCGCGCGGGGAGACGCGCGCGCACCCACCCGCCCCGGCUCCUCGCCAGCCCCCGGCCCCCAGCCAUGGAAGAACUCACGGCGUUUGUAUCCAAGUCUUUUGACCAGAAAAGCAAGGACGGUAACGGCGGAGGAGGCGGCGGCGGCGGCGGCGGCGGCGGAGGCAAGAAGGAUUCCAUUACGUACCGGGAAGUUUUGGAGAGCGGACUGGCGCGCUCCCGGGACCUGGGGACGUCGGAUUCCAGCCUCCAGGACCUCGCGGAGGGCGGCGGCCACUGCCCGGUGCAUUUGUUCAAGGACCACGUAGACAAUGACAAGGAGAAACUGAAAGAAUUCGGCCCCGCGAGAGUAGCAGAAGGGAUUUACGAAUGCAAAGAGAAGCGCGAGGACGUGAAGUCGGAGGACGAGGAGGGGCAGACGAAACUGAAACAGAGACGCAGCCGCACCAACUUCACGCUGGAGCAGCUCAACGAGCUGGAGCGACUCUUCGACGAGACCCAUUACCCCGACGCCUUCAUGCGCGAGGAGCUCAGCCAGCGUCUGGGGCUUUCCGAGGCGCGCGUGCAGGUUUGGUUCCAGAACCGGAGAGCGAAGUGUCGCAAACAGGAGAAUCAGAUGCAUAAAGGCGUCAUCUUAGGCACAGCACACACACACACACACACCCGGGUGGCACCCUACGUGAACAUGGGAGCACACACACACACACACACACAGGUCCAGGCUCAGCUGCAGCUGGAAGGCGUGGCCCACGCGCACCCGCACCUGCACCCGCACCUGGCGGCGCACGCGCCCUACCUGAUGUUCCCCCCGCCGCCCUUCGGGCUGCCCAUCGCGUCGCUGGCCGAGUCCGCCUCGGCCGCCGCCGUGGUCGCCGCCGCCGCCAAGAGCAACAGCAAAAACUCCAGCAUCGCCGACCUGCGGCUCAAGGCGCGGAAGCACGCGGAGGCCUUGGGGCUCUGA